GGUCAAGGAUAGUGACUAGGUGCAGGUGACAGUACGGACGUCAAGCACUGCGUUUUGUUCUGUAUAACAAUAAACAGUUGAAGUCAACAAUAAUACAAUCCCUGUGUUCUUCGUCCUGACGUGAGAGGCUGUGGUAGCGACCGUACCAUCGCCGCCCAGGUGCAAUCGGAGUCUCCUUGGAAAACAAGAGGUCCGUUGAUGUCUGUCUCCUGAGAAAGGCGCAGGCUUGUUUGGAAACUUGUCACCUGUUAAACAGUCUUAUCCCCUGGGCUUUUCUGGGUCUGUGGAGUUAAGCUCGUCUACCUGGGCCGAAAGCUGACCACUUUGGGAUGGCAAGACCUGUCUUUAUACGAGCAUACCGACAGGAUAAGUUCGGAAGUGGCUCAUCACCACCACACAAAGGUUGUAUAAACAAACCCGACUUCUAAAGAAUUCUCAUCAACAGGAGGGACAUUUUUACCAGCCUGGCUCCACCCAGGCAAUUUAGCUGCCGUUGGACCAAGAACUGGAUGUUGUGUGCAACAAGUGUUGUUGGCAUUCGCUGAACGUGUCGAUGGUGCAAAUGUGCGCCCGGGAGAGCCGUGCGUCAUGAUUGAUGCUCAUAUCUCCCGUGUUGGGUGUCGCUAACUGUUUGGCUAGAGAUGUACAUCUGCGGUGUCAAUCAGUCAUAACUGUUGUAGCCUCACUCAUCAAGCGUCAUACCACACAUCACCCAGACAGAAAUUCCAGCGUGUCAAAGACAGGAGAGGGGACAACAACACCGGCCAUGAGCACGGCAUGAGGGCCGUACUUGUGACGUGGGCCCUGCUGGGCUGGGCCCUGGCACACGCAGGCGAGGAUGGCGGCAGCCCUGGUGUCCGAAGAGGGGCCAGGUUCCAGCGCAGAAUGUUGAACAUUCUCGGCUUCCGUGAGCGGCCGCAGCCGUCAUCGGUACAGCGGGCCCCGGACAUGCUGGAGCUGUACCGAAGAGUGACAGACAGCCAGCGGACCAUGAAGCCGUCCUCCGGCUCGUGUGCCUUCUCCGACCCCCACAUCCGAGGCAACAUCGUCCGCAGCAUCGCGGAAAAUGGUUGGUCCUACCCCGGACCGGAGGACGAAGGGGUGUGCUUUCGCCGGCGCCUGGUCUUCAACAUGUCCAGCAUUCAGCCCCACGAGAGAAUAAAGGAUGCGGAGCUGCGCUUUUCCUUGCCUGUUUCUUUCCACUGGUGGCUGCAGGUUCACCAAGGGUACAGCGUCAAGAUUUAUCACGUCGCCGCGGACUUCAGCGGCAGAAUGAACGUGACGACCCCGGCGCUAGUGGGAGGCUUCAGCGUACACCACCGGCGCACUGUCGUCAUUCGUGCGAACGUGAUGAAGGCCGUCCUGUCAUGGCAAACCAAACGCGCGGAUAUAGUCGAGUUUCUGGUAACCGUAACUUUAAAGGACGCCGAGAAAAGUAAUGCGUGUCCGCCGUUCGACAACCUACGUGCCAGCCUUCUUGUCUUUUCGUCCGACCGCCGCCAUUGUAGAGCGAAACGGGAGCUGAGCGAUGAGAACGCCGACACUAACGGCGAGGCGUCGCCGCCCCUGAUGGAGGAACAGGUGGAGGUCUGUCGUCGGCAGCAUCUGUACGUGGACUUCCGCGAAGUGGGCUGGCAGGACUGGAUCAUCGCCCCGCCUGGGUACCACGCGUACUACUGCUCCGGGGACUGCCCGUUUCCUCUGAACGAGAAGCUAAACGGUACCAACCACGCCAUCAUCCAGACCCUGGUGAACACCGUGGCCCCGGCCGUCGUGCCCCGGCCCUGCUGCGCUCCCACGGCGCUGUCUGCCAUCUCCAUGCUCUACUUCGACGAGAGCGGCAACGUCGUGUUGCGUCAGUACGAGGACAUGGUGGUGGAGGGAUGUGGCUGCAGGUGACUUUAACGAGCCGACAUGUCGUCCUAAAGAUCCCUACAUCAAACUUUUGGCAAGCAGGGUACCGACAAUUCGUCCUGAAGAUCCCACAUCAAAAUGUUGACAAGCAGGGUACCGACAAUUCGUCCUGAAGAUCCCACAUCAAAAUGUUGACAAGCAGGGUACCGACAAUUCGUCCUGAAGAUCCCACAUCAAAAUGUUGACAAGCAGGGUACCGACAAUUCGUCCUGAAGAUCCCACAUCAAAAUGUUGACAAGCAGGGUACCGACAAUUCGUCCUGAAGAUCCCACAUCAAAAUGUUGACAAGCAGGGUACCGUCAAUUCGUCCUGAAGAUCCCACAUCAAAAUGUUGACAAGCAGGGUACCGACAGUUCGUCCUGAAGAUCCCUCAUCAAAAUGUGGGCAAGCAGAGUACCGACAUUUCGUCCCGAUAGACCCCACAUCGAAACGUGAACAUGUACAAGAAGGGUACCGACAUUUCGUCCUGAAGAACCCCACAUCGAAAUGUGAACAAGCAGGGUACCGACAUCUCGUCCUGAUGGACCCCACACCGACGCCCUCGCGCCAAUAUCUUAAAGAGGCACCGCCCUCAAACUCUCUUGUAGUCUUACGUUAAUGGGUACCGGUCCGGUCACGAUAGGUUUACGGCGUAGAUAUCAUUUAUAAGACGGGAAAGAUUACUUGUAGAUCCGUUGUGGACGGACGGUUCUGUCAUAGCCUCGCUGCAAAUCAAGCGACUAACGUGACCACGUCUUUACUUAUUAUAUCACCCGAAUAUUGUGUAUUAUGACCAGCUGUAAAUUUCCUUUAAAAUAUCAUGUUACUACUGAAACGGACGGAAGUGCAGUAGCACGAUGUUUAGGUGUGUUUAUAAAAUUUAGCAAAAGAAGACUCCGAAGUUCAUAUCAAGGUGUACUAGUGUGUAGUGUUCGGACUGUUGUUUAGUUUGGCAGGCUGAUAGAUGGCCAUAUUUUAGAGUACACUGUCCAGGCAGAAGUUGAAGGGAAAAAACAUAACUGUCUUUUGAUUGAUACCUGAUAUCUGACAUCCGAUGCCUUCAAGGCACCAGUCAGGAGAAGGUAACGGUCGUUCCCUUCAACCUCUGCUUGGAGACUACACGUAACGUUACAUGAUUCAGGUGGGUUACCGUGGCCGGCCGCCAGGCGUGCAAAGAAACUGAAAACCGGUCACCUGACAGACAGAGCUCCAGUUAGUCUGGUACUGGGAGGUUUUGGAUGAUAGCUUGUAGUACUCUCCAAGCAGAGGUUUGAAGGAUGAGAUUGUUACGGGUUUUCGUCUGAUCGGUACCUGUUAGGCUGCUUUCUGAAGGAGUCGGCUGUGAGAGAACGGGUGCCAGUCAGGAGAAUAGCAACGAUCUCCGUAUCCUUCAGUCUCUCUCCUUCCUUGGAGAGUAGCGAGGUCACUUGUACCCAGGAAGGUGGGAUAAUUGCUGUGUCCGGCCUGCGUCAGGUGACAGUAAUUCGUAUUUAUUCUCCCACUCUGUCAUCAUGGCAUCAGCGGUGGUGGGUGUGAUUAAAGUGCGAGUGUCCUGGGGGAGGUUGGUUGUCAUUACUAAAAACAGAGGUUGUUCUCGGUAAUUAGUCACCUGUUUGUCCCACUUUACGGUGCUAGCACCUCGUGUGUCAGAUGGCAGCCGGCCUGCCUGCUUGCACAGGCCAGGUACUGACUGACUGACCCUUGCUGACCUUAAUUAAUUAAAUUUUGCACACCCCACACGGGUCACUUCUACAUUCUCAUCUGGUCCGACUCGGUCUUCCCUCACACCCCGUUAGCCGUCUGAUGGACGGACGCCCUUGCCUUCGCUGCCAUGCAUUGUGCAAUCGGCAAUUAGCAUAUUCCGGUAAUUACAUGCCUCAGCAAGUGCCAUAUUGAUGUACGCAGGCAUGACGAGCCCUCUGCCAGCCAUGUGCACAUCACGUCCUUCCCCGGACUACUUGAACCUAGUUGUCACGGCCCGUGGUGAAAUAUACUGAGUUUGCAUUCCGCCUUAAUUACCACUGACAGCCCCGUUAUGGUCCAUACGGGCCACGUCUUCCCACUCAAGACUUGAGCUAAAGCAGUUCUGUCCCGUUGUUGGCCUGGUUCCCUUCCCCUUCUCCGUCGGUUCCUGUCCUUUCAUGCCCACUGACAACCUAAAGGGAAGGGAGAACUCCCGUCGAUUGGCAGAGUGCGGGGCGGGCAUGUGCCCGCAAGAUGCGAACCGCGUAAAACAUGUGUUCAUAAUUACGGCUGCCAGUUCAAAACGCUCCGAGGCUAGAAGUAGUCGUAAAUCUAUGUAACGAUAGCGGUUUCCAUACUUCUUCUGCUCUGCCUCCUCUCGUGCUCCAGGGCGCGGUUCAUGUUGCAUUCACCUGUUGCAUGGCCCGUUGCCACUCAACACCGUCGCUAGGAUACCAUCUCACCCCCUCCACUCCACAGGCCGAACAUAUGGUGUACAUGUUGAUGUUUUUCUCCAAAACCUUAUUGACAAUGAUGAGGUCUCGGUACUUUGUGUAGGAACCACAAUUACAUGUGUUUCAAUGCUCGUGUGAUCGUGGGUUCUUCUCGGCCUCGUAACUGUUUCCACCUGGGAGGCCGAGAAGACGCGGUGUUUGGAAAAUUAUGGACCUAUCGUGAUAGUAGGUAGUUAAAAUUCGUUCUGUUCAACUGCUGGGACAAUGUCAGGCGGAGCGGCCGACUUGAUGUGUUUUUUCUCGUUCCCCACGACUGGGUCCCAUCUGUGUGCCAGCAGCACGCGAGGGGACGUGUUCUAUAUACAAGCUCUCCUGUCUGACAGGCCUCUUUUAUCGCCUCUCCGGGGUACAAACCAAUUUGGAUACUGUGAGAAAGCUAACAUUUAUCCACAACAUCAGCUUGUUACUACAAAGUACCAGCAAACACCACGGCUACGCUGAUAGUGUAUCAAAAGCCAGAAAGAAUUCGUCGGAGCCGUGCGAUGUACAUUGGCUGUUU
Molecule: messenger RNA, 4869 nt
Organism: Branchiostoma belcheri (Belcher's lancelet)
Lineage: Eukaryota; Metazoa; Chordata; Leptocardii; Amphioxiformes; Branchiostomatidae
Product: protein DVR-1-like
Biological process (GO): SMAD protein signal transduction; BMP signaling pathway
Cellular component (GO): extracellular region
Molecular function (GO): growth factor activity; cytokine activity
Source: RefSeq, a predicted model, not a curated record